This is a messenger RNA of Limanda limanda (common dab), 2141 nucleotides long. RefSeq names its product RAB3A interacting protein (rabin3) (gene rab3ip). The coding region runs from base 278 to 1603 and encodes 441 amino acids. The record is from RefSeq and is a predicted model, not a curated record. Gene Ontology annotation, molecular function: guanyl-nucleotide exchange factor activity. Gene Ontology annotation, cellular component: Golgi to plasma membrane transport vesicle. The transcript is spliced from 14 exons. Gene Ontology annotation, biological process: exocytosis. NCBI's taxonomy places the organism in Eukaryota, Metazoa, Chordata, Actinopteri, Pleuronectiformes, Pleuronectidae.
UCCGUCACUCUGACCUGCGUCACCAGCUCCGCUCCUUCUUCUUGUUUGUUGUUUAUUUAUUUGUUUGUGUUUAUUUAUCGGUUCCGGUUCCGCUGCUGCUGCUCGGAGUUCCGAUUAAACAAGGUUUGAAUUGUUUUGCUGAGUCUCUGGUAAAUCGUCCUGGUUUCAGUUGGAGUUCGUCUGAUGAACGUCUGACUGAAGCAAAGCCUCCAUCGAUCCUUCCAGCCGCUCCGUCUGCAGCUGCACCAUGCGUGUAUGAUGACUGAGAGCAGCUGCUAUGGCCUGCAGCAGCCGUCAGACCAAUGCAGAAACUCUGGAGGGGUUCCACGAGGUGAACUUGGCCUCGCCCACCACACCUGAUCUUCAGAACCAAGCGGAGCAGCAGCGCCUCACUGCUCGUCACAGCGCCCCGCCCACUUCCCUGUACCGCACCCACUCUCUAGGAGCCGCCCCUCCUGGCCGCCCCGCCUCCCUGCGAGCUGACCAGCUCCCCACGCAGCCCGUGUACUCCUCGCCACGGCACAGCCACAAUGGAAGUGUGCCAGGCCUGGACGCGGAGUCCGCCGAGGGCAACUUCCUGUCCGGAGAGGAAGUUGAGGAGUGCAGCGCGCUGAGCGACAGUCUGUCACGUCUGAGGAGUCCGUCAGUGAUGGAGGUCAGAGAGAAAGGACACGAGAGGCUGAAGGAGGAGCUCGCCAAGGCCCAGAGGGAGCUCCUGUUGAAGGAUGAGGAGUGUGAGAGGUUGAUUAAAAUCAGGGAUCAGCUCGGCCAGGAGCUGGAGGAGCUCACCGCCAGUCUCUUCCAGGAGGCUCACAAAAUGGUCCGAGAAGCAAACGUGAAACAGGCGCAUGCUGAGAAACAGCUGAAGGAAGCUCUGGGAAAGAUCGACGUGCUCCAGGCGGAGGUCCAGGCCCUGAAGACGUUGGUGCUCUCCUCCCCGACCUCCCCCGUGGGCGAGCUCCCCUCUGGAGUGAGGAGCGGCUUCAGGAAGGGUCACAGCAGGAACAAGAGCACCUCCUCUGCCAUCCUGGGGACGCAGCCCGACCCGUCGGCCACGCAGCCCAUCGUACGCGAGUGUAGAGAGGUGGACAUUCAGCUGUUCGGCGAGUUCAAGGCGUGGAGGGAGGAGCCGACGCUCGACCGCAACUGCUGCUUCCUGGAGCGAGUUUACCGUGAGGACAUCUUCCCGUGUCUGACCUUCAGCAAGAGCGAGCUGGGUUCGGCCAUCUUAGAAUCUGUGGAGCAGAACACGCUCAGUGUGGAGCCGGUCGGUUUCCAGACGCUGCCUGUGGUCAAAGCCUCGGCGGUGGAGUGUGGAGGACCAAAUGGUCGCAGGGCCGAGCUCUUCACAAAAUGUGCCCUGAGUGGUCAGACCAAAACCUGCAAGCACAGAAUCAAGUUUGGAGACUCGUCCAACUAUUACUACGUCUCUCCCUACUGUAGAUACAGAAUCACAGCAGUUUGUAACUUCUUCACCUACAUUCGCUACAUCCACCAAGGCCUCGUCAAACAGCAGGACGCUGAGCAGAUGUUCUGGGAGGUGAUGCAGCUCCGCAGGGAAAUGUCCUUGGCCAAGCUCGGCUUCUACAAAGAUCAGCUGUGACGGACACCUCGCCCUCCCUGAAGCCCCGCCCCCCCACCACCACCUGAUUCUGGCUUUCCUGCUCUCAUCCGACCAUUUCAGGAAACCUCCUCUUCCUCCUCCUCCCCCCUGUGUGAGUGUGAAUACCUGUGGUUGUAGUCAAGCAUCACAUCAAACAUAACUCCUCUGGAGGUUUGAUUCCAAAAGAUCUUAUUUCCUUCAUGUAAACCUGAAACACUCCGUUAUAUAAAGAAACUGAUUCAGUCACGAGCUUCAACAUUUGCUUUUCUCUCACUCUGCUCCGAAAUGAAAUAUUAAAACCCUUCAGUCAGUAAAUGAGUAACACGGCUGCAAUAAAUCUUUUUACAUUCCUCAGUUAAAAGAACAGCUUCUGAUUAACGAGAGCAUUUCUUCACAAUCUGAUUCAAGUUGUAAUUUUACAAGAAAAUAUAGAAUUGCAAGAGAAACGAGUAAUGUCUUAGAGUAGUUGUGUGUAUAUAUUUAAUGAAAAAUAGAAAAAAAACCUGCAAUGUUCCGGUAAAACAUUUCUCCCAUGACA